Molecule: messenger RNA, 1367 nt
Organism: Gryllus bimaculatus (two-spotted cricket)
Lineage: Eukaryota; Metazoa; Arthropoda; Insecta; Orthoptera; Gryllidae
Source: the annotation of a GenBank genome assembly
AUGUCGGGAUUCGUUCAUGGAAUAGGAUCCAGUUCAGAACAACCCCUGUGGGACAUCACAGCCGCCAACACCAAUUCAACAGUGACGGAUAAUCUGUUACAGCCACUGGGUGCAUCGGAAUUGGGAGUUCCUGGCUAUGCUGAUAUCACCUCUUACACGAGCUUGUGGGAGCAUCACCAUCACCAUCAUCACCACCACGGCGGGGCAGCGCCUGGGGCAGUGGUGGGCUACCACGGCACGCACCCCGAGCUCCUAGGCUUCACGUCUGACUUGUGGCCGUCGGGGGCGCACGCAGGACACCGCGCCCAGUGUAUGAUCCAGCAACGGUUCGGCCAGCACAGUAACGGCUCCAGCCAGAGCGGCUCGGGCAGUCACAAGAAGCCGCGGCGGCGCGUGGCCACGAUGGCGCAGCGGCGGGCAGCCAACAUCCGAGAGCGCCGCCGCAUGUUCAACCUCAACGAGGCGUUCGACAAGCUGCGCCGCAAGGUGCCCACGUUCGCCUACGAGAAGCGCCUGUCGCGCAUCGAGACGCUGCGCCUCGCCAUCACCUACAUCUCCUUCAUGAGCGAGCUGCUGAGCGGCGGCGGCAAGACGUGCGGCGCCGAUCCCGUGCGCGGCUCCUCGCCCAUCUUCCCCGUGGCGGCCCAGCGCGACUACAUCCCCUACUCGCUCAUCCAGUCGUAGGCGGCGCGACUCGCGUCUCGCUGCCCUCGCCCCGCCAGCCCAGGUGGCGCUUGGAGUGCGGGAGAAGAACGACCAGUGUUUGCCACUGGGGCCUCAACUCCAGCAGAGCUAAAGAUUCGCAUUGCAACGUCUUCGGAAACUCACUGCUCAUACCUGGAUCUUUCUGGUGAAGAGCGUUGGUGAACAAAAAUGUGCAAUGUUUAGGAAUAUUUUAAUGUUUGGAACCUUUCUCAAAGCCUAUAACCAUUAGUAGGACAUACUCCUCCUCAUACAUGACGACUUUCUAAUAACUUUAGAAAAGAACAAAAACGUGGAACUUAACGACAGCUAUCGAAUAUGAAAUCAAAAUGAAAUGGAAUUAUAAAUGCCAAAACAAACUUCUGACUCUCGAAUUCAAAGUCGGGUUCGCCUUCAUUUUUACUCCUCUUUAUUUCAAUUUUCUAUUUCCAAACGCCUCAUCUGAUCAUUUACUCGCAAUUUAUGCCACGAGUUUCAUAUCUAAAUGUCGCUAGUUUUGAAGUGGCAUUUCUCUUCAAUUUUAUUUUCUUGAACCUCAAAAAGUAAAUUAUUUUAUCGUUGCUCUUACUUCGAACUUACAUUUAUUAUUAAUUUUAUACCAUCCCUGUUUUAUCUGAGUUGAUUAUAGACUCAUUCAAAUACAUUUUGAUAAACUAUCGCAGCAG